GAUAUUCGCAACAGACUCAACCGAGAAUCGAAGACAUCGAUUUGUCUCGGGUCGAUUUCUGAACACAUGCGGACUGGUCGACCCUGGCGACUGGAUUCUGACGGUCCAUGUCACGGGUGGCUUUUAUAGAUCGCUGGACCUACUGUCGGAGAUGUUUGAGAGCGCAGGCGGAAGUGUCCUUGCUGCAGGACCGACACACGAUGCCCGUUCCAAAUGUCGUCGACGCACUUAUCAAGUAUCGUGUCAAUGUCCUCAGUGGUGGGAGUAGUCAGAUCUUACAGGUUAUCAGCUACAUUACCUCCCUGGAGCAGGAAAAGCGAGAUGCACUCAAAAUCAACAAGAUCAUCUUCACUUCCCAGGUUCUUGGUCGUCCUCAGCGAGACUUUAUCCGAUCCGUCUUGGGCCCGGUGAAUAUCUGUUCGGUGCUUGGAAGUGCUGAGGCUGGUCCUUGGGCGAUUGCCAAUCUAGCACUCACCGGGGAACCGGGAGACGAUGCAAUCGAGUACAUCUACGAUACGCGGAAGAUGGUUAUCGAGGUGCUUCCGCUCGAGGCCACGGAUAGCAAUUCUGCUCAAUAUUUGACAGAGCUUCCUCAAGGCAGUGUGGGCGUUAUCGUACAGACUUCCCUACAGCGUCUGAGAAACCCCCAGGUCCGGUACAUCACUGGCGAUGUUGAAUCUCUUUAUCCGUUGUCUGCUUCCGUGAGAGACGCUGUGCCUGCCGAAGAAGCGCCGUACUUGAGAAUGAUCCGGGUCUGCGGACGUGAUAAGCGUUUCAGCUUUAAGUGGGUAGGGAGAUACUUCGAAUUCCACACCAUCAGGGAGACCAUGCGCACCAGCAACUGGGAAGUUCUGCAGUGGCAGCUUAUAUUGAGUGUUAAAAAGCCAUCGCCAGAAAUGAUUCUGGAAGUUCGCCUCUUGCGUGCCGCAACUGACAACCAGAGUUCCGAAGAAGAAUUGACUGAGAAGCUCAAAGAGGUAUUUGUUGUUGUUCGCAACAGCGAACAUCUGUUCAAGGUCACUUUUGUAGGAGAUGAUCAAGUCUCCCUCCUUCAUCCAUUCAAGGAUUGCUUCUUACCUGAAGUACAGGGCGUAUAAGAAAUAAUCCAGUCAGCACUCGC
This is a messenger RNA of Aspergillus wentii DTO 134E9, 1120 nucleotides long. RefSeq lists its product as uncharacterized. Bases 201 to 1097 code for a protein of 298 amino acids. The record is from RefSeq and is a predicted model, not a curated record. Lineage: Eukaryota; Fungi; Ascomycota; Eurotiomycetes; Eurotiales; Aspergillaceae. The transcript has a single exon.